AUGCAAAGGAAAGGCUCAGAGGAGCAUCAAGUGAAAUUUAGAGAGAGCAUAAGAAGGAAAAAAAACAGAAGAAACCAAAUCAAGUCACAAGAAACAAGAGUUGAUUCAAUGCUGGUUCCCUAUCCAAGUUGCAAGAACAGUCUUGUGUUUCCUUGCAGACCUGGCUAUGGCCAACUUGGUACAAAGUGUCUCAUCAAAGCCAACCAUUUUCUUGUACAUGUAUCAGUCUCUGAUUUAAGCCAUUACAAUGUUAAAAUAACACCUGAAGUGAAUUCUAGUAAAACAAGAAGGGCUGUCAUAUCUGAGCUUGUGAGGCUUCACAAGAACACUGAGUUAGCCAAUAGGCUCCCUGUCUAUGAUGGAGGAAUAAAUCUUUACACUGCUGGUUUGCUUCCUUUUGUGUACAAGGAAUUUACUGUAACAUUGAUUGAGGAUGAUUAUGUAACCAGGGAAAUCGAAUUUAAGGUGGCAAUCAAGUUUGCAACUAGUGUUAGCACGCAUCAACUUAGGGAACUUCUAAGUGGGAAACAAGUGGAAACUCCACAAGAAGUACUUCGUGUUUUUGACAUUGUGUUGAAGGAGGUUGCAGCUCAAAGUUACAUACCAAUUGGAAGAUUUCUCUAUUCUCCUGAUGUGAGACAACCACAGAAACUUGGUGGCGGCAUUGAAUCAUGGCGAGGAUUUUAUCAGAGUAUAAGGCCAACUCAAAUGGGGUUGUCACUAAACAUUGAUAUGUCAUCAAUGGCAUUUAUUGAACCAGUACCUGUAAUUGACUUUGUUGCUCAAAUUCUUGGAAAAGAUGUGCACUCAAAACCACUGUCAGAUGCAGAUCGUGUCAAGAUUAAAAAGGCCUUAAGAGGAGUAAAAGUAGACAUCACACACAGAGGAAAUUUCAGAAGGAAGUACCGAAUAUCAGGAUUGACUUCACAACCAACAAGGGAGCUUAUAUUUCCUCUUGAUGAGCAAAUGAACAUGAAAUCAGUAGUUGAUUAUUUUCAAGAAAUGUAUGGAUAUACAAUCAAAUUUCCUCAUUUGCCUUGCCUUCAAGUAGGAAGUCCGAGUAAAGUGAACUAUAUGCCCAUGGAGGUAUGCAAGAUAGUUAGAGGCCAGAGAUAUACAAAAGGGUUGAACGAAAAGCAAAUAACUUCACUUCUUAAGUUCUCAUGCCAGAGACCCCGUGAACAAGAGACAGACAUUUUACAGACAAUUCAACAAAACAAUUAUGAGAACAAUCCCUUGGCAAAGGAGUUUGGCAUCGGCAUAGACAACACGCUUGCAUCAGUGGAGGCUCGGGUUCUUCCUCCUCCAUGGUUGAAAUAUAAUGACACUGGAAGAGAGAAAGAACACUUGCCACAAGUCGGACAAUGGAAUAUGAUGAACAAGAAAGUUAUAAAUGGAAGUAAUGUAAGGUAUUGGGCAUGCAUCAAUUUCUCACGAAGUGUACAAGAAAGUACAGCUCGCGGAUUUUGCCAACAGUUAGUUCAGAAGUGUCGAAUCUUAGGCAUGGAAUUUAGUCAAGAACCUGUGAUUCCUGUAUAUUCAGCAAGACCAGAUCAGGUCAAGAAGGCUUUGAAGUAUGUACAUACCGCUGCUCUAGACAAACUCGAUGGUAAAGAGCUAGAGUUGUUGAUUGCCAUUCUUCCAGACAUUAAUGGCUCUUUGUAUGGUGAUCUCAAAAGAAUCUGUGAAACAGAUCUUGGGUUGAUUUCACAAUGCUGUCUUGCAAAAUAUGUUUUCAAGACUCACAGACAGUACCUGGCAAAUGUGGCCCUAAAACUCAAUGUCAAGAUGGGAGGAAGAAACACAGUACUUUUGGAUGCAUUAAGUUGGAAGAUUCCACUGGUUAGUGAUAUUCCAACAAUAAUAUUUGGAGCGGAUGUAACUCAUGCAGAAUCCGGAGACAAUAAUUUCCCAUCCAUUGCUGCAGUUGUAGCCUCUCAAGACUGGCCAGAAGUAUCGAAGUAUGCAGGGUUGGUUUGCGCCCAGCCUCAUCGUGAAGAACUCAUCAAAGAUCUUUACAAAUGUUGGAAAGAUCCACAGAGGGGAGUGGUUUACGGUGGUAUGAUCAGGGAGCUUUUACUUUCAUUUAAGAAGGCAACUGGACAAAAACCACUGAGAAUAAUCUUUUACAGGGAUGGGGUAAGUGAGGGACAGUUCUACCAAGUUUUGCUAUAUGAGCUUGACGCCAUCCGUAAGGCUUGUGCAUCUUUGGAAUCAAGUUACCAACCUCCGGUAACAUUUGUUGUGGUUCAAAAACGGCAUCACACUAGACUCUUCCCAAACAAUCACGAUGACAGAAACAGCACUGAUACGAGUGGAAAUAUCUUACCUGGUACUGUGGUGGAUUCAAAGAUUUGUCAUCCUACUGAAUUUGAUUUCUACUUAUGCAGUCAUGCAGGAAUUCAGGGUACAAGUAGACCGGCACACUAUCAUGUCCUCUGGGAUGAGAACAAUUUCAGUGCAGAUGAGAUCCAGUCUCUAACUAACAACUUAUGCUACACCUAUGCAAGAUGCACCCGGUCUGUUUCUGUAGUACCUCCAGCAUACUAUGCUCAUUUGGCAGCCUACAGAGCUCGAUGCUACAUGGAACCCGAUCAUCCAGAGAAUGCUAAACAGCGAGGUGCGAGAUCAAAAGAUAGAGCAGUUAGGCCACUUCCUGCAUUGAAAGAGAAUGUGAAAAAUGUAAUGUUUUACUGCUGA
This is a messenger RNA of Vicia faba (fava bean), 2700 nucleotides long. NCBI's taxonomy places the organism in Eukaryota, Viridiplantae, Streptophyta, Magnoliopsida, Fabales, Fabaceae. The record is from the annotation of a GenBank genome assembly.